Messenger RNA from Candidula unifasciata, 1833 nucleotides. The record is from the annotation of a GenBank genome assembly. Lineage: Eukaryota; Metazoa; Mollusca; Gastropoda; Stylommatophora; Geomitridae.
GUGAGAUGUUCAGAGAGCGACCCCAACAAGAUGUGCACGUGUACAGUCAACUCAUUCAACGAUCCCUUCGAGACCUGGUGGCUGCCCGGAGAUGCCGGAUACUUUGUCUACUAUGACAACUCGGCUCAGCUGGUACCCGGCUUCUCAUACACAUUACGGGUGGACUGUAGAUCUAACAACGAAGGGAUUGCCUCCACUCAGAUGUUGACUGUAGAAAUCACCAAGAACCAGCCUCCGGUCAUUGUCAACUAUAACACAGAUUCGGUAACUGUGGACGGCAAGGCCACCAGGCAAUACGACACUGUCUAUACUGUCCGCUACUCUGACCAGGAGAAGGACACGGUGACCUUUACCAUGACUCAAACCCCAGAUCUAGGUCACUUCAUCAUCGGUUUAGGUGAUGGAAUUGUGAGGGCCAACACUGACAUGCGCAGUGCUCUGGCUGACACCUACAUCCUCAACAUCACCGCAGACGACUCUUACAACGUGGUGUCCAACUUCUUGCUCACUGUCAGCGUCGUCAAUCGCAACACACAGCCCCAGCUGACCAACUUGCCAACAACCAUCAGCAUCCCUAAGACAGCCAAGAAAGGCGACCUUAUCAUCGACCUACUGUUGGUUGACCCAGAUCAGUUUGUGCCGCAGAACCCGGUCUGUGCCCCAACAGACCCAACAGACCAGAAGAAGUUUAUCUUCGACAUGGCCAAAAGCCAGAUCAAGGUGGCUUACACCGGUGCCCUGGAGGCUGACACGGCUCGCAACAUCACAGUCAACUGUUCGUGGUCGGACGGUUAUCUCAUGAGCGACCCCUCGCAGGUUCUGACCAUCGACACCAGUGACGUCAACAGACCUCCCGUGUGGUCAUCGGACAACUUUUUCUGUAGCAUUGAUGAAGGCAAGGCUGGUGGUCCCUCAUGCUCCCUAGGGGCCACUGUCAAAGAUCCAGAAGGCAACUUCUUCACUGUGGAAAUUGUGACGUUAAACAAAGAAAGAUUUUUCAACUACCAGCCAAGCAGUGACCUUCUUAAAUUUACUGUCGACUACGACCUGGACAAAGGAGGGUACCAACAGGACGUGACGGCCAUUAUGACAGCGACUGACAGCAAGGGCGCAUCCAGCACUGCCACCCUUAAAGUCCAUGUCAAUGAUCUCAAUGACAAUACAUGCCAGACAGAUCCGGAACUUCAGUUCCAGCUGGAUGACACUGACGAACUGCAGCGACUGGGAGCCAUCUCUGGAGUCGACCAGGACGCCACACAACCCAACAAUGAGAUCCACUUUGAGGUGGGCUCGGCCGAUCCCAGCUCUGCGACAGAUCAUAUCAUGGUGACCAGGAAUGGGGAAGUGUUCUAUACACGUCUGUUCUCCCCCAGCCUAGAGUACGCCUACCUCACGUUGCUGGUUCUGUGUUUGGACGCCGGCUCGCCCAGACAAACGUCCACCUCUACGGUGGUGGUCACUUACGGGACACCGCCGACCACCGACGCCAGCACCACUACAGCUACAACAACGCAGAAGAGUAUAUGGGACUAUGAAGCUUUCAAGGCCAUUUUUGCAACCCUGAUGGCCUUGCUAGGUCUUGGUGUCAUCCUGCUGCUGGCAAGCCUCUUGGCGUGUUGCUGCUCUGGAACAGGCUGUCGCAACUGUUGCUACAGACCUCCACCUAAACCAGUCAUGACGAAAGCGGCCCCAAACAAACAACCAGCAAAGCCACAGUCGCUACCUUCUAUUGAAUACACGCCUCCAGUAAACAGGGGAUGGGAGAACCUUGCCUGGAGCAGCAAUGACGUCAUCAGACCGCCAGGAAUCUCACGUUAUCACCAUUAUCACUGA